AUGUUUAUUAUUAACUCAAUUGCAAUUACCAAUGAUCAAAAAUAUGUUAUCGGUGCAACUAACACUGGAGCACUCUAUUUUUGGGACUUUGAAAACAUUCUCCUCGAAAAUAGCAGUCGUACACAAGAAAAGACGUAUAAUCAUCCAUAAAUAAUUAGACAAAAUACUCUAAUAUACAAAGCAUCAUAUAAAUUUCCUCUUUUCAAAGACUCAAUUUAAUAAAUAUUACUUAUUCAAGAGAGUUUGUAUUGCGUAGUUGCUAAUAAAUUGUAUCAGGUCUAAAUGUCAUCAUUGAUAUCUCCAAAUCAAAUUAUCGACACAGAUUUAAAUUCCUCCAUCAUGAUUGUAAUUCUAAAUACUACUUCUUUAGUAAUCUUUUUAAGAAGAGAUUGAAUUUAUUAAAUACAAUAAUGAAAUACUCAUUGUUGCUGUGGGAUCUAGAUUAUACUUUAUCGAUUUAUAACAUGAGAACAAUAUAAUUGAGUAAUUAUGAAUUUACUAUUACUAAAGGGAAAUCGACAUCACUUAAUCAAUCAAUGAUAAUAUAUAUACCUUAGUACCAAUUAAAGAUGUGAAAAUAACUAGUUUGGCAGUGAUUGGGCAGAAUUUUCUGGCUAUCGGAUCAGAUAUUGGAAUAAUAGGAAUUUGGUGUAAGAUAUCGAUAUAAAUCAAUGAUAGCUAUUUCAACAUAUUCAUUCCAGUCUGUGCUCAGUUUCAAAGCUGCAAAUUAAGAAUUAUCGUAUGUUAAUGAUGUAUGAGAUUUUUGAUAAAUUCAAUUUAGAUUUUGUAUAUGGAGGAUGAGCAAUAAAUAAUUAGUUUGCAUAAGAAUUACUUAGUCAUUUGGAAUUCAAUUUUAAGAAAUGACGAUGAAAUUAGACCCAUUUCGGAUUAUUACAAAAUGUGCAGUUUCCAAAAUAAUGUAAAUUCUUCAUCAAUUUAGAUUUAUUUAACAAAAGGAAACAGACAAAUUGAAUAAAUGAAUUCAAAAAUAACACUAUAGACAUCCUCAGAUGUUAUAUUAUAGUUUAGCACCAUUUCUUAUUAGAAUAGUAAUGUUCUUAUCGCAAAUGGCUCAAGUCCAUUUGUCGAUAUUUAUGUAGAUAAAAAUUAUACAUUGACAUUAAGUUGUUUAUGA
Molecule: messenger RNA, 1135 nt
Organism: Paramecium octaurelia
Lineage: Eukaryota; Ciliophora; Oligohymenophorea; Peniculida; Parameciidae
Source: the annotation of a GenBank genome assembly